Molecule: messenger RNA, 3766 nt
Organism: Erigeron canadensis
Lineage: Eukaryota; Viridiplantae; Streptophyta; Magnoliopsida; Asterales; Asteraceae
Product: AP-2 complex subunit alpha-2-like
Exons: 27
Coding region: 259-3294 (1011 amino acids)
Biological process (GO): intracellular protein transport; clathrin-dependent endocytosis
Cellular component (GO): AP-2 adaptor complex; membrane coat
Molecular function (GO): clathrin-cargo adaptor activity
Source: RefSeq, a predicted model, not a curated record
CGGGGAGUCGUAGUCGUAUUGUGUAUGUCUGUCACAAGCUGACUGACGGUCCUUCCCGAAUUUUGCUCGGUCUCACUUUCUUCCCCUCUCUCUCUCUAGAUCAUACACUCUGACUUAUAUACACAGUCUUCUGUAUCUAUAUAUUAAAUUUGAUUUCACAUUGAUUGAUCAACUGACUGCAUUUUCCGAUUCCAAUUGGAUUCCUUCCGAUCCACACACCAAUAGUAUUAAUAACACUGGAUCUGCUAUUAGCCGGAGAUGGCGUUGUCAGGGAUGAGAGGUCUGUCAGUAUUCAUAUCCGAAAUCCGAAAUUGCCAAAACAAAGAACAAGAACGCCUUCGUGUUGAUAAAGAGCUCGGUCAUAUCCGUACUCGCUUCAAAAAUGAAAAGGGGUUGACACCAUAUGACAAGAAGAAGUAUGUUUGGAAAAUGCUUUACAUAUUUAUGCUAGGAUAUGAUGUGGACUUUGGUCAUAUGGAAGCCGUUUCUUUGAUAUCUGCACCAAAAUACCCAGAAAAGCAGGUUGGGUAUCUAGUGACAUCAUGCUUGCUUAAUGAGAAUCAUGACUUUCUAAGAUUAGCAAUUAAUACAGUUCGCAAUGACAUUAUCGGCCGUAACGAAACUUUUCAGUGCCUGGCAUUGACACUGGUUGGCAAUAUAGGUGGUAGAGAAUUCGCUGAAUCACUGGCACCCGAUGUUCAAAAGUUACUUAUCUCAAGUAGCUGCAGACCUCUGGUAAGAAAAAAGGCUGCACUUUGUCUCCUACGGCUGUUUAGGAAAAAUCCUGAUGUUGUUAAUGUAGAUGGCUGGUCAGACCGGAUGACACAACUUUUAGAUGAACGAAAUCUUGGCGUUUUGACAUCAUCUAUGAGCUUGUUUGUAGCUUUGGUGUCUAAUAACCAUGAAGCAUACUGGAGUUGUCUUCCGAAGUGUGUUAAAGUUUUGGAAAGGCUCGCCAAGAAUCAAGAUAUUCCUCAAGAAUACACAUAUUAUGGUAUCCCUUCUCCCUGGCUUCAGGUUAAAACAAUGAGGGCCCUUCAAUAUUUUCCAACUGUUGAAGAUCCAAACACAAGAAGGUCAUUGUUUGAUGUUCUUCAAAGAAUACUUAUGGGAACAGAUGUUGUGAAAAAUGUUAACAAGAACAAUGCAUCUCAUGCUGUCUUAUUUGAAGCUCUAGCUCUUGUAAUGCAUCUUGAUGCGGAAAAAGAGAUGAUGUCUCAAUGUGUAGCGUUGUUGGGGAAAUUUAUUGCUGUUCGUGAGCCAAAUAUUCGUUAUCUUGGUCUGGAGAAUAUGACUCGAAUGUUGAUGGUCACAGAUGUUCAGGACAUAAUUAAAGGACAUCAAGCUCAAAUUAUAACCUCCCUGAAGGAUCCUGACAUUAGCAUCCGGAGACGUGCAUUAGAUCUACUUUAUGGUAUGUGUGAUGUGUCAAAUGCUAAAGACAUAGUUGAAGAACUUUUGCAGUAUCUUGGGACAGCAGACUUUACAAUGCGUGAAGAGUUGGCUUUAAAAGCUGCAAUUCUUGCUGAGAAAUUUGCUCCUGAUUUAUCAUGGUAUGUGGAUGUUAUUCUUCAGCUGAUUGACAAAGCAGGAGACUUUGUCAGUGAUGACAUUUGGUUUCGUGUUGUGCAAUUUGUAACCAACAAUGAGGACCUCCAGCCUUAUGCAGCUUUGAAAGCUAGAGAGUAUCUUGAUAAGCCUGCUAUACAUGAGACAAUGGUGAAGGUUAGUGCAUACCUGCUUGGAGAAUACAGUCACCUUUUGGCCAGGCGACCUGGGUGCAGUCCAAAGGAAAUUUUUGGCAUUAUACAUGAGAAGCUUCCUACUGUUUCGACACCUACAGUUUCCAUUCUUCUCUCAACAUAUGCUAAGAUUUUGAUGCACUCACAGCCACCAGACCCUGAGUUGCAGAAAUCGAUUUGGGCAAUAUUUAGCAAAUAUGAAACUUGCAUUGAUGUCGAGAUACAGCAAAGAGCUGUUGAGUAUAUUGCUUUGAGUAGGAAAGGUGCAGCCCUUAUGGAUAUAUUGGCAGAAAUGCCCAAGUUCCCAGAGCGUGAGUCCUCGUUGAUCAAGAAAGCCGAAGACACUGAGGGUGAUACUGCAGAGCUAAGUGCUAUCAAGCUGCGAGCACAACAGGCCUCUAGUGCUCUGGUGGUGACAGACCACCGAGCAGCAAAUGACCCUCCACAAGUAGGCCAACUUUCCAUGGUCAAGAUCCCCAGCAUUAACAACAUGGAAAAUAACUAUGGGGACCAAGAAGCGACACGAGCCAAUGGGAUUUUUGGUGAAGGUGAGUCACAACCUCAUCCUCCAACAAAUGGUCAUGCUCCCAAUGCUGAGAUUCUUGGAGAUCUCUUAAGCCCAUUGGCUAUAGAAGGACCUCCUAGUGUUUCUGGAAAUGGAAUUCUAAGUGAAGAUGAUGCAUUGGCUCUAGCACCUGUUGGAGACCAGGAAAAUGCAGUAAAGCCAAUGGGAGAUAUUGCAGAAAGAUUUCAUGCUUUGUGCCUUAAAGACAGCGGAGUUCUAUAUGAGGAUCCAUAUGUGCAGAUUGGUAUAAAAGCAGAGUGGCGAGCUCAUCAAGGCCGCAUUGUCCUUUUUUUGGGAAACAAAACGACGUCUUCCCUAGAUGCGGUUCAAGUGGCGAUUCUGCCUCCAUUCCAUCUGAAGUUGGAGCUCUCAUCAGUUCCCGAAAUCAUUCCUCCACGAGCACAGGUUCAAUGCCCACUUGAAGUGGUAAAUCUCCGUGCAAGUCGGGAUGUUGCAGUUCUUGACUUGUCCUAUAAGUUUGGAACCAAAUUGGUUGACAAUAAGCUCCGGCUUCCUGCAGUACUGAACAAGUUUUUUCAGCCAAUACCGGUGUCGGCAGAGGAAUUUUUCCCACAGUGGAGAUCACUGGCGGCACCUCCUUUGAAACUUCAAGAAGUGGUUAGAGGUGUAAGACCAAUGUCAUUGGGAGACAUGGCCAGUUUGUUGAACAGUUGGAGGCUUAUUGUUUGCCCUGGACUGGAUCCAAAUCCUAGUAAUUUAGUUGCAACCACAACAUUCUAUUCUGAAACUACACAAGCCAUGUUAUGCCUGGUAAGAAUCGAAACAGAUCCUGCUGACAGAACCCAACUCCGCAUGACAGUGGCAUCAGGGGAUCCCACACUAACAUUCGAGUUGAAGGAAUUUAUAAAGGAACAGUUGAUAAGCAUUCCCACUGCCUCUAGGCCAGCUGUGACUCAACAACCUCAACUCACUACUCCACCAAGUUCAGCCUCAGAUCCUGGUGCUUUACUUGCCGGUUUGCUUUGAAACACCUUGUAUUACAGUUUAAUUGAAUGUGUCUAUAUCCACAAAAAAAAGGUAGAAUUUGGUAUCAUUAUAUACAAUCCCUGGGGACUGUAAACGGAGUAUUACAUUGCUUGUGUUACGGGAUAACGGGAUUAAGGUUGAGUGAACGGCAUAUUAUUGGAUGUGAAGGUCCUUAGAGAUGAGGGUACUGAGGAGAUUUUUGUGUAGUACAAUAAGAUUGUAUCUUUGCAGAUCGAGUUUCAUUAAUUAGUCAUUCUUGGUGAGGGCUUUCUUUGGUUUCUAAAUUCUUUGAAACAUUUGCAUCACAAAUAGUGGGAAAUUACAUGAUGUAAUGUAGAUAGGAGAAAGUGAAGAAUUGGCGUAUGCAAGAUUUUAUUGGAUUGGUUUGACAAUGCACAUAUAUACAUAUGUAAUUUUUCAAACACUUUGGAAAAACACAUCUAUUUGCUUUAUGUAAAAAUAUGAAAACUGA